CCUGGACUAUCUCCACGGAGAGGAUCGUCGCGUUUAUCGCUAAAAAUGUCACCGAGAAGAAUGUCACCUCGAACAAGGUCACCGAGAAGACUGUCACCUCGAACAAGGUCACCGAGACCGUCGCCACACUGAUCACCGUGGUCGUCACCGAGGAACUCGCCCCGCAUGUCUCCUAAGCGAAAAAGAUCACCGAGAUGGUCGCCUAAAGAAUUAUUUCGGAAGCAUACGCGAUCCAUCACUCCAGACGGAACAGUACGUUCGAAAAGUAGAAUAUCCCCGGAAGUGAAUCGUGCGAAGACGAAACAAAAAGAAGAGUUAGAUGAGACUGGUUCUGUGGAAAAAGAAACUGUCGACGUGAUCAGUGACCCCGUGCUCGAAGCCAGACGCAGGAAGUUCGAGUCCACGAGGCCCGUAGAUCCAAUAAACGCGAACAAAAAGAUCAAGUUGAGUAAAAAGGAA
This is a messenger RNA of Ceratina calcarata, 459 nucleotides long. RefSeq lists its product as uncharacterized. Lineage: Eukaryota; Metazoa; Arthropoda; Insecta; Hymenoptera; Apidae. The record is from RefSeq and is a predicted model, not a curated record.